AUGUCCUUCCUCCCCGUGUCCAACGCGGCUGUCGCUGGCUUCGUGACGACCUCCAUCGCCCUCCUCGGGGCCUAUUUGUACCUCCGCUCGCCCCUCACCGUCCGGUAUCGCAACACCACGUCUGCCGUCAGGAUGAAGUCCUGGGUCGUCGUCAAGAACUCCGACAAGCCCAGCGAGGCGCUGUCCUUCAAGGACGACGGCACCGUGACGGACGAGGACACGCUGCCGCGCCCCAGGGGCAGCGACAUUCUCGUCCGCGUCUCCCACGCCGGCCUCAACCCGGCCGACCUGGCCUUUAUGAAGAACAUCCCCAGCUGGGUGCCGUUCCGCCGCCGGCCCACGCCGGCCAUUGACUUUGCCGGCACCAUUGUCGCCAUGGGCCCGACAGCAAGCAAGGUCCGCUGCCAUGUGCGCGCUGGCCAGCCCCCCCUGGUCGUGGGCUCCCGCGUCGCCGGCUGUCUCACCGUGCCCUAUGUCGCGACGGGCCACGGCGGGCUCACCGAGUAUCUGACUGUGCCCGCCUCCAUGGUCGCGCGCCAGCCCGCGUCGCUCAAAGGCCCCGACAGCAGCGUGGCGGCCGUGGGCCUGCUGGGCUGCGCGGGCCAGACGGCCUGCCUCUGCGCCACCGACAGCCUGGCGCGCGCGGCCCUCGCCGCGGCCACCGCAGCCGGCCGCCCGCCGCGCGUGCUCAUCAACGGCGCCAGCGGCAGCGUCGGCUCGCUGCUGAUCCAGAUCCACAAGGCCAAGGCCCCGUCGCGCGGCCCCGCGCACGUCACCGCCGUCUGCUCGGGCCGCAACACCGCCUUUGUGCGCGGCCUCGGCGCCGACGCCGCCGUCGACUACACCCAGCACGCGUCGCUGCCGGCCUUCCUGGCCGCCGAGUUUGGCAGCGCCGACGCCCAGUUUGACCUCAUCUACGACUGCGUCGGCGACCAGGCCCUCUACCUGCAGAGCCCCGCGUACCUGCGGCCCAAGACGGGCGCCCUGCUGUGCAUCGUCGCCGGGCCCGUCGGCGUGCCGGCGGUCGUGCGCAACCGGCUGCUGCCCGCCGCCCUGGGCGGCACGCCGCGCGCGUACCGGAUGCUGGGUCUGAUGCCGUCGGGCGACCUGGCGCGGCAGGUGGUCCGCAUGGUCGAGGACGGCACCAUUGCGCAGAUGCCCAUUGACUCGGUGUGGCCCAUGACGGACGUGGUCGCCGCAUACGAGAAGCUCAUGACCAAGCGCGCGCGCGGCAAAAUUGUCAUCCAGGUCGAGUCCAAGGCAAAGAAUGCGACGCUGCCCGCGGCGGUAAAAACGCUGGCAGUCGUGCCCGUGGUCCAUCGUGUCGCACGGCUCCAGCAGCUGCUCGUAGUAGCCCAUGCUGUCCGUGCACACCCGCCCGAUGGCCACCUCGCGCGUGUCGUUGCCGGCCGCCUUGCUCGUUCCGUCGCCCCGCUUGUGGCACGACCACAGGUCCCAGCCUUCCACCCGCCGGAUCUUGCACUGGCUGUGGCACGCCGUCGUCAGGCCGUGCUCGAGGCACCGCGUGUCCUGCUUGAGGUUGGGCGUCGCGCACUUUUGGUCGUUGUGCCCGUUGGACCGGUCGCACGGCGUAAGCGCUUCGCCGACCGCAAGAGCACCCACGUGGAUGUGACGGUGCGUGGCGCCACGGUUGUCGCCGUCCAUGGUGCACCCGGAAAGUAUUCUGGGUUGGGACUCGACGGCCACGGCUCGUACAUGGUGACAGUCUGGACGGUGACGGUGUCCGCUGGGGCUGUGCUUGACGCAGUCUCACCGGCCUUUACCGUCAAUGUCCGCGACCAAAUGCGUGUGACCGUCGUGGGGUAUGUUGUCGCGCCUUUCCAUGUCGGUUGUGACUGUGGUGUGGGUGUUGACGACGAUAGAGAGGCUGCCUGA
Messenger RNA from Sporothrix brasiliensis 5110, 1896 nucleotides. RefSeq lists its product as uncharacterized. The transcript is spliced from 4 exons. The coding region runs from base 1 to 1896 and encodes 631 amino acids. Gene Ontology annotation, molecular function: oxidoreductase activity. The record is from RefSeq and is a predicted model, not a curated record. NCBI's taxonomy places the organism in Eukaryota, Fungi, Ascomycota, Sordariomycetes, Ophiostomatales, Ophiostomataceae.